Messenger RNA from Paramecium sonneborni, 1609 nucleotides. The record is from the annotation of a GenBank genome assembly. Lineage: Eukaryota; Ciliophora; Oligohymenophorea; Peniculida; Parameciidae.
AAUAAAUAUCAUUAUAUGUAAUCGUGGUAAACUUGUGCUUUGUCUGGAGAAUUGAUAGAGACUCCAGUUAUAUCAAAAGUGAGUGGACAUAUUUAUGAGAGAAGAUUAAUAGAAAAGCAUAUUGAAAGUACAGGUACAUGUCCAAUAACAGGAAGACCUUUAAAUUUAGAAGAUUUAAUUGAAGUAUACAAAAACAUGAUAAAUUAUAGGUGAAAGUAUCAAAAGUAUAGAAACCAAGACCAGUAACAGCAACAUCAAUACCAUCUUUGUUAUCAUUAUUAUAAAAUGAAUGGGAUGCAUUAUUAUUGGAAUAAUUUCAAUUAAAAUAGCAUUUAGAAUAAGUGAGACAUGAAUUAACACAUGCAUUAUAUUAGCAUGAUGCUGCAUGUCGAGUAAUAGCUAAAUUGAUUAAAGAGAGAGAUUAAGCUAGAAUAGAAUUGGUAUAAUUAUAACACAAAUUAAAUCAUAAAAUUGAUGUUGAACAAAAUAAUGUUCCAGAGAAGUUUUCCUCAGAUUAUUUAACUGAAAUAGAAGAAAAUGCACUUAAAUUAACAAAUUAAAGAAAACUUUAGAGGAAAUAAUAAUCAUAUUUUGAUUAAUUUCCAGGAUCUGAAGUAUAUAAAUCUUCAUUAUCUAGGUACUUUCAAACUAUGAUGUAAAAUAAUAGUACUAAUCAAAUUAAGGAGGUACUGCCUUGGAUACAUAAGGUGAUUAUUUAUUAGUUGGUGGAUUAGCAGGUUAAGUCUUUUUGUAUUCACAUGAUAAAUUAGUUUAUUAAGUGUAAGAACACACAUAAACUAUUACAUCAGUGAAUUUCUUUAAUUAUGAUGAACAUCUUAGAUUCAUUUCUUCUUCAUAAGAUGGAAACCUUAAAAUUUAUUAAUUUAACACUUAAACACAGGAAGGCUAAGUAACUCAGACGAUAAAUAUUGGUUAAAGUGUAACAGGAAUAGCUAUUCAUCCAGUAGCACAUAUUGCCAUAAUAGUAACUAAUAAUGGAAUAUUGGCAUAUUAUAAUUUAAAAAAUGGAUAGUAAUUAAGUAGAGUAACUGAUUUUGAAGGCUAAUGUUAAUUUACUUCAGUAUCUGUUCAUCCAGAUGGAUUGUUAUUAGCUAUAGGGCAAGCAGAUUCUUAAAUUAAAGUUUGGAGUAUUGUAAAAGGGUAGAUGUUGGCAUAAUUAGAAGGAUAAGAUGUAUUAAUUAUAUAUAAUAAUAUUAUUAGGGAGCUGUUACUAAUCUAACAUUUUCUGAGAGUGGAGCUACUUUAGCUUCAAGUAGUAAUUCUGAAGUUAAUGAAUGGGAUUUAAGACGUCCUGGUUAAUUCUCUAAAAUUUAUUAAGGCUAAAAGAUUGGUUAUUAUUAAUAUUUAUUUUAGGUGGGUUAUCAUAUGAUCCAUCAGGAUAAUUUCUAACAUUUGGUUCAAACAAAACUAUUCAUUUUUUUGAUGUUAAAAAAAAAUAAGAAUUCUGUAGAAUUGAAAGUCAUAGAGAUCUUGUUACUGGAAUUAAGUAUUUGUUUUGUUAUUAAUUUUAAGAUUUGCAUAAUUCAGCAAGAACAUCUAUAGUUGCAGUCUUGAUAAAUUAGUAAAUAUCUAUGGUAACUGAGCAGUU